AUUUCAUUUCCAGACAUUUGCCGAAUACUGGAAUUCUUACCUCGCGACCUUGGCAAAGCUCUCAGUGGUCACGUGAUAACAACUGUACAAGUAGAAACUGUCGUGCAAUGCGAGGUUAGAUGUUUCCAGGAACCUAACUGUCUCUCCUACAAUCUGGGACCUUAUCAGGCUUAUGAACACACCUGUGAGCUCAGUAAUUCAGACCGCGUGCUGCACCCUAAUGAUUUGGUUCUCAAGCCAGGCUACACAUACAGAGUUAAUUUGAUAGAAAAUCACUUUAGAUGAGUUUGUUGAUUCCACAUCAUGUACAACAAUUGGAACUAACGGUGAAUCUUCUUUAGGGUGAAUCUUGGUGACUAUUCAGAGCCGGUUUAAACAAUAAAGCAAGAAAUUUUGAAUCAGUUUAGACCUAUUUUGCAGCUGGCAUCAAACUGAUGCCCUUCAAGGUAGAUCUUAACUCUCUUUGUUUCAGAAUGGUUGCUCGUCAAUUCUGUGUCUUAACAAAGCUACUUGCCUUUCACUGACACCAACUACCUUUCAGUGCCUUUGUAGCUCAGGAUGUAACGGGAUUAAUUGCGAAAGCAUAAUACCGCGUGAUGUACGUUUCGAGAUAGGAUCUUAACAUCUGUGAAGGGGAAAACGGCAUUCCUAUCCCGUCUGUCCUCAAAUCCUUGCCGUAUGGAGAAUUUCUGUAGCAUAAACGCAGUCCAUGGAUUUGCUACAACCAAUUUCCUUGGGCUGCUGGGUCAGUAAUUUAUCAGAAUCAGGUUGAUGGUAGGUAAUAUGUAUGACCCACCAAGGAACUUCUGAAACGUUCAGUGAAAUAGAUAACAUUACUAUGAGUCUCUUAUAGCCAGCUCAGUGGUAGAGUAUCUGAGAUGCCAUGUCAGGAAUUCCUUUGGUAGCAAUAUUAGUUUGUCUUCUCGAACAGGACACAAUUCACAAGUUCUCUUUUAAGGACAAUCGAUUUAUUCCCGCAGUUCUUUUUAAAACUCAUGAUGAAAAAGGGUUGUGCUUGAUUGUACCCACAUGCAAAAACUGUCAUUCAAAGAUUUUAACUUUGUUCGGCCCCAUUCGCCAGCAGCCAUUUGAAGAACUUUAUCUUUGACUGUAUUAGGUAGCUUCCGCCUUCCUACAUAAAAGAACUGUAAAUUAUUGUUUUCAAAAUGUUCUUAAAAAUACGCCCUUAACAGUUCGACCAAGCAAUAGUCACGAAUGGCAACUCGUCAACUCCAUGUCUGAACAAUGCUGCUUGUGUUUCACUGACACCAACAACUUUCCAGUGCCUGUGUUCGGCUGGAUUUACUGGGAUCAACUGUGAAACCCUCGUACGGCCGCUGGUAAGUUAUGUGAUGCGAACUUUGGAAAAAGAUGGCGGUAUAAAUAACUUUUGUCACAUGUACCUGCCAUAGUUUAUUGGCUUGGUUACCUAAAUUGUAGGAUAUUCGCUUUAGUUUUUAUGCCCUUCACAACUCAACUAAACUAUCUUUCUUUAGGAUGGUUGCUCGUCAAGUCCGUGUCGAAACAAUGCUACUUGUCUUUCAAGGCCAACAACUUUCCAGUGCAUAUGUUCCGAGGGAUUUACCGGGAUCAACUGUGAAACCAUCAUUGGUCAGGGUAGGUCGGUCUUGUCUCUAGCGUUAGCGUCGCGUUUUGAAAAACGAAAAGCUCCUGAGGACGAGUUUAUCUCAUAAAACUCGCAAUUAACUUUUAUUUUUCUGCCGUAAAAAAUCCUUACUUAUGGAUGACAGUGCGUGAUUUCUUUUUCAAUUGUUAUCAAGGAAAGGACUACCAAGCCAUAAAGACCCAAUUCCCGCAAGCUCCUAAUGGAAUGUACCAGGUCCAACCAGAUACCAGCAAACUCUGGGUCUAUUGUGAUAUGACGUAAUUUGGCGGAGGCUGGACAAUGUGUUAUUCAAUUUAUGACACUUUUGAUCUUAAGAAGGAGGUGACGUAUAACGCGAGUCUGCCUUACCGAACAAAUGGUUACCGAAUUGACUAUAAUAAUAUCCAGGUAAAGCCACCAUUUUUAAAAUACUCCAAUACCUAAUACCUUAUUGGGUGAAUAGAACGAAACAGGGAGGCGAUUGGGUGGGUGGUCAUUCAGCUACAUUUGUCGUGUAGUUACUCACUAGGAGCUAAAGCAGUCAGGACAAAAAUGACGAGAAAAAAGUCAGUUAUAUAGAAAUAACGCAUGGGUGUGCGAACAUCUGGAAUUUCUCUUCGAGUUGAACACGAGAAAAUGUUUUUUGAUGUAAGAUUUAUAAAAAUUUAAUUAUGUAAAAACCGUAGGCCUGUAUUAACAAGAAAAGCCACCAAGCGACCUUGACUUGAGAAUGAUGAACGCUUUGUCAUUCGUUCAUCAAGCUGACGGAGUGACACGAAAGGCGAGUGACGUAUCAGCAGCUGAUUGGCGAUAUCAAACACGCGUAAAAAAAUUAUCGUAAUUUUACGCGUGUACAGUUAUGGCUCUUCUCAAUGCUGGAAAUCCUAAUAAAUAAUAAUAGUAAUUGUUAUAAUAAUAAUAAUAAUAAUAAUAAUAAUAGUCAUAAUAAUAAUAAUAAUAGUCAUAAUAAUAAUAAUAAUAGUCAUAAUAAUAAUAAUAAUAGUCAUUAUAAUAAUAAUUAUUAUAAUAAUAAUAAUAGUAGCUAUGAUAAUUAUAAACUUGAAAAAAAUUCGAAUUGUUGAACGUGUUCACCGUCUCCAACGACUCUAGAUCUAAUUUUUAGCAUAACAUAUGAGCAUCAUUGAAUUCUGGCUACAAAGAAAAUGAUUUGCCACUGGGUUUCCCUUUUCCAGACCAUGCAAAUGCUUAUUAUUUCACAUUGUUAUGUGGCCGAGCACGGGCUAUGAAAUGCACAAAGUUUGAAAACGCACGUGAUGAGCUAUUGUUCCUCUCAGUGGCUCCCUGAUCUGAUUGUUAAUUCUCCCCUCUAGCCGCUACAAAUUUCCUUGUAAAUUAGUUAUGAGAAUUUGGCGUUAAAAAAAAUAACAUUGUUUACCUGAUAAUUUCGAGUACAGCUCCUUACUCGGGCGAUUAUAUUACACGACGAAGAAUAAACAAGGAAAAAUAAAAUAUUUUUCAUUCUUUUUUUUAUAGCUUCGUGAGAUAAUGUUUGUGGAUGAAAUAUCGGAAGAAAAAGCUGCCUUCACCUACAAGCCUGAUUCUACAGUUGUAGCACGAGGAAAUUACGACAACCCACUGCCUGAACUGUGGCAAAGUAUCGGUGUAGCUACCACAAGUUAUAAAUACCAGCUGCUUUUCUGUAACUGA
Molecule: messenger RNA, 3274 nt
Organism: Pocillopora meandrina
Lineage: Eukaryota; Metazoa; Cnidaria; Anthozoa; Scleractinia; Pocilloporidae
Source: the annotation of a GenBank genome assembly